GUUCAUCUACCUCAGCCUUCACAUAUUCUUACAAACUUACGUACAGACAAUGGCCAUCCGACAGAUGCUGAGAAGAUCCUUAUCCGGCGAGAGAAGAUCAGCAUCCGAAGUUCCAAAGGGACACUUAGCUGUUUAUGCCGGCAAGAAUGAAAGGAAGCGAUUUGUUAUUCCGGUGUCAUACUUGAACCAUCCUUCGUUCCAAGAAUUGUUGCUUCAAGCCGAAGAGGAGUUCGGGUUCUAUCAUCCGAUGGGUGGCCUCACCAUUCCGUGCAGCGCGGAUUUAUUCAUCGAUCUUAUGUCCCAAAUGAGCUUAGCAUAAUGUAUAUAUGGACACUAUAGACACACACACACACAGACACUUAAACAUAGAUUGCUUAGAUUUGGUUCUUCUUAAUUUGUCCUGGCUUCUAUCCUUUCUUACACUAAGGAUUUUUUGCCUGGAAAAGAGCUGAAACCCUUGUAAGACAUUGCAGAUACAAGAAAUACAUUGCAAAGUAAAAAUUAAUUGCCCAAAACUGUGA
Messenger RNA from Andrographis paniculata, 521 nucleotides. Its product is annotated as auxin-responsive protein SAUR21-like. The record is from RefSeq and is a predicted model, not a curated record. Lineage: Eukaryota; Viridiplantae; Streptophyta; Magnoliopsida; Lamiales; Acanthaceae. The transcript has a single exon. Bases 50 to 319 code for a protein of 89 amino acids. Gene Ontology annotation, biological process: response to auxin.